AUGAAUAAAGGAUAUAUUAAGGUUGUUUUGGCACUUUUAAGUGUCAUUGGAUAUAUGCAAAAUGUAGCAUUUGCAAGCGAACACGAUCCAAGCGCCAAUUCUUCAAAUGAAACAAGUACACAAGUAUUAUCGACGAAUCCUGAAGAAGCUAAACAAGCAGCAAAUAUUAUGGCAGAGGCUUUAAAUAUUGCAAAAAAGCUUUCCAAACGUACAAAGGAACACAGUGUAUAUAGUACCGUAGAUAAUGUAACUCUAUAUGUAAAGGAUGUAAACAAUGCUGAAGUUGGAUUACUCGAAUUUACAAUCCCUAACCCCGAUUGUUAUGCUAAUGUAGUAGACUUAAUAUGGGAUCCCAAUGGCGCAGUACACAUCGAUGAAAAAUUCAUUGAAGGAUCCACUCCUCAAAUAUAUAAUGAAAAUUUAGUAGUUAUACAACAACGUUAUGAAAGUGCUAUUGGAUCAUGCCAAAGAUAUUAUCAUGCAUUAGCCUCCAAAGUUAAAUUAUCAGAUGACGAAACUGCAAUAGUCAUGGCUUCAUCAAAUAUGAAUGAUCAUGAUGGUUAUUACACUAAUUCCAAAUAUGUAAAUCCUAUCUUAAAGAGUAUAAACUCAUUCUCUCCUGAUAUUAAUUCUCAAGAAGAUAUUAGAAAUGGAAAAUUAUACAAAAUGUAUAUUAACUUAAUGGCAUUUUUCAUUAAAAAGGAAGCCAAGGGUGUUAAAGUUACCCAUAUCAGCUCUGUUGAUGCAAACGUUAAUUGGCUUUUAUCAUUAGCUGCUAGAAGUGCUAAAGCCACCAAAAUGUUCAAUUUUAUCAAACUAAGAGAUAUUUUUAAAAAGGAAUAA
Messenger RNA from Plasmodium vinckei vinckei, 843 nucleotides. RefSeq names its product fam-a protein. The record is from RefSeq and is a predicted model, not a curated record. The transcript has 6 exons. NCBI's taxonomy places the organism in Eukaryota, Apicomplexa, Aconoidasida, Haemosporida, Plasmodiidae. Bases 1 to 843 code for a protein of 280 amino acids.